AUGCCUGUCGGAACUGUUCUCGUCACCGGUGGCACGGGCUACAUCGGCUCCUUCACGACUCUGUCCCUGCUGGAUGCCGGCUACGAUGUCGUCAUUGUCGACAGCCUCUACAACUCGUCCAAGGUCGCGAUUGACCGCAUCGAGCUGCUCUCCGGCCGCCGUCCCGACUUUUACCAGAUCGACAUCACCGACGAGAAGGCGCUCGACGAAGUCUUUGCCAAGCACCCUGCCAUUGACAGCGUCAUCCACUUUGCUGCGCUCAAGGCGAAGUCGUCCAUCAUCCCUCUCGAAUACUACCGCGUCAACGUCGGCGGCAGCAUUGCGCUCCUUCAGUCCAUGACGCGCCACAAUGUCACCAACAUUGUCUUCUCCUCCUCUGCCACCGUCUACGGCGAUGCCACUCGAUUCCCCAACAUGAUUCCCAUCCCCGAGCACUGCCCCAUCGGCCCGACCAACACCUACGGCCGCACCAAGUCCAUGAUUGAGGACGUCAUCACCGACCACGUUACCGCCCAGCGCAACAACCUGCAGAAGGAGGGCAAGCCUUUCGAGCAGUGGAACGGCGCUCUGCUGCGCUACUUUAACCCCUGCGGUGCGCACCCCAGCGGCAUCAUGGGCGAGGAUCCCCAGGGCGUUCCUUUCAACCUGCUGCCCUUGCUGGGACAGGUUGCGACGGGCCAGCGCGAGAAGCUCUUGGUCUACGGCGAUGACUACCCUUCCCGCGACGGAACCGCCAUCCGCGACUACAUCCACGUCGUGGAUCUCGCCCGAGGCCACUUGAUGGCCCUCAACUACCUCCGCUCCAACCAGCCCGGCGUCAAGGCCUGGAACCUGGGAUCCGGCCGAGGCAGCACAGUCUUUGAGAUCAUCAAGGCCUUCAGCGACGUUGUCGGCCGGCCCCUGAAGUACGAGGUCGUUCCUCGGAGAGCGGGCGACGUUUUGGACCUGACUGCCAACCCUACGCUCGCCAACAAGGAGCUGGGAUGGAAGACGGAGCACACCAUGGAGCAGGCUUGCGAGGAUCUCUGGCGGUGGGUCAAGAACAACCCUCAGGGAUACCGACAGGAGCCGCCCGCCGAGCUGCUGGCCGCCAUCAAGAAGGCGUAAAUGGGUUCGGGCUUGGAAAAGGGGGUGGUUUGGCAGAGCAAGGAAAGAAAACAAAACAACAAAAAGCAAGGACUUUGGAUGUGAUGCUUAAAAUAGACGCGACGACCCGUUUCAGGUACAUUUCGCCAUGAGGCGUCAUUCCACAAUUUGGGUACUGUUGGACAAUGGAUCCUUUUGUAUCACCUACCUACGUACGAUACGCGAGAGUAAGCAUCAAGGACACGAGUCUAUUCGAUAGAAAUGAAUGAUUCAAAAGAUACAUAUCUCUCUCUCACUUACACACACACACACACUCUCUCGCUAAUUGUAUACAAUCAUGUGUAUCUAUUCAUCUCUUCGUCAACAUGAUCGCUCAAACGCCUACUCAAUCAAUCUUGAGCAAAAGUUUGCCCGUCGUCUUUCUGCUCUCGAGAUCAAUGUGCGCCUGCGCAGCAUCCUUGAGGGGGUAAAUCUUGUGGAUCUUGACCUCGACCUUCUUGGAGAGAACAAGGUCAAAGAGCUCGGACGUGUACCUUUCCAGGUCUGCCCUUUCAGCGACGUAGCCGUUGACGACGGGCCUCAUGAGGCGGCCGUUUUUGGGGCCCAGCUGCAAGAUGUUGAAAGGGGGCACGGCUCCCGACUUGAAGAUGGACGCAUUGGUUAGCUUACUAUUCCUUUCAUCAUUUCAUUCUUCCAACCUCCUUUAUUCUCUCCCUUUUUUUUCUUUCUUCUUCUUUUUCAUCCGUUUCACAAGGAAGGGUGAUAAAAACUUACCGCGUUGCCAAAGGAAAUGAGAUGGCCCUUGAGCGCAAGCAUCUGCAAAUCCGCAUCAAACGUCGCCUUGCCCACGCCAUCAAAGAUGACAUCGAUCCCAUGGCCCCCCGUAAUCUCAUUCACCCUCGCCACGAUGUCAUCAUUCGAAUUCACCACGUAGUCGGCGCCGUACUUCUUCGCCAGCGCAAGCUUCUCCUCGGUGCUGGCCGUGGCGACAAUCUUGGCGCCGACGCUGCGCAGCAUCUGCACGAGCAGCGUGCCCACGCCUCCCGCGG
This is a messenger RNA of Trichoderma reesei QM6a, 2135 nucleotides long. RefSeq names its product UDP glucose-4-epimerase (gene gal10). The record is from RefSeq and is a predicted model, not a curated record. Gene Ontology annotation, molecular function: UDP-glucose 4-epimerase activity. The transcript has 4 exons. Gene Ontology annotation, biological process: beta-D-galactose catabolic process via UDP-galactose, Leloir pathway. Gene Ontology annotation, cellular component: cytosol. The coding region runs from base 1 to 1107 and encodes 368 amino acids. Lineage: Eukaryota; Fungi; Ascomycota; Sordariomycetes; Hypocreales; Hypocreaceae.